AUGGCAUUUAAAAAAGUAAAGAAUGACACUGGCUUUCUCAAACAAGUUAAGGUGUUUAGCCAGUCACAGGAAAAUGUGGGAAAAGGCAUCAUCAUUGCAGUCUGUCGUAAAACGCUAUUUUGCCUGGACUACAAGAGGAUUCACAGUGAGGACAAACCUUUCACAUGUCAACAGUGUGGAAAGAGUUUCACCUUUCAAUCGAACCUUAACCGGCACAAGAAAACUCACAGUGGGGAAAAGCCACAAGCGUGCCUUCACUGUGACAAGAGUUUCCCAGAUAGAAGUCAACUUAAGGAACACAUGAAAACUCACACUGGAGAGAAACCUUACACUUGUCAUCUGUGUGGAAAGAGUUUCAGAGAUAAACGUGGACUUAAGACUCACAUAAGAAGUCACACUGGAGAGAAACCUUACACUUGUCAUCUGUGUGGAAAGAGUUUCGGAACAAAACCUUACCUUAAAGCACACAUGAGGAUUCACACUGGAGAGAAACCACAUGUGUGCCAUCCGUGUGGAAAAAGUUUUAUAACUGCAGCUGCACUUAAGAAACACACGAUAACUCACACUGGAGAGAAACCUUACACAUGUCAACAGUGUGGAAAGAGUUUCGGAAGAAAAGUUAACCUUAAAGCACACAUGAUGAUUCACACUGGAGAGAAACGACACGUGUGCCAUCAGUGUGGAAAGAGUUUUACAACUGCAGGUAACCUUAAGGUACACGCGAGGAUUCACACUGGAGAAAAACCUUACACUUGUCAUCUGUGUCGAAAGAGUUUCUCUAUUGAAAGUAACUUUAAGGUACACGCGAGGAUUCACACAGGAGAGAAACCAUUUGUGUGCCAAGAGUGUGGAAAGAAUUUUAAAAGUGCAUCUGAACUUAUGAUACACAUGAGGUCUCACACUGGAGAGAAACCAUACACUUGUCAUCAAUGUGGAAAGAGUUUCUCUGCUGAAAGCUACCUUAAAAUACAUGCAAGAAUUCACACUGGAGAGAAACCGUUCUCUUGCCAUGUGUGUGAAAAAUUUUUCAUAAGCCAAAGUAACCUGAUAAUACACAUGAAAGUUCACAAAGCAGAGGAACUUCACACGUGUCUUCAGUGUGGAAAGUGUUUCAGUAUGAAGCGUCACCUUAAGAAACACAUGAUAACUCACAGUGAAAAGAAACCUCACGCAUGUUCUCAGUGUGAAAAGAGUUUCGUAGAUAAACGUGAACUUGAGACUCACAUGAGAAGACACACUGGAGAGAAACCUUACAUAUGUCUUCAGUGUGAAAAAAGUUAUAUAAGUGAAAAAACUCUUAAGACACACAUGAAAGUUCACACUGAAGGAAAACCGUUCACUUGUCAACACUGUGGAAAGAGUUUUACAGUAAAGGGUACUCUUAACACACACAUGAGAAUCCACACUCGAUAGAAACCAUUCAUGUGUCAACAGUGUGGAUAUGACAACAAAGCUUAGAAAUCAGCUGAGGUCUUGUUAAUAAAACUGUCUGGAGGAUCCUUACUAAAAGUCUACAUGCGCACAAAAGGCGAAGAUGUCUGUACUUGUGUUCUUGUAGACUUGUAAAAUGCCAUCAGUCACGACCCAAGUACUGCUCCAUUUCCAACUUUGCAUUGUGCCAAGUUCAAAUAACAUCCCCAGAUGUGUUCUUGAUCUGCUUAUUUUAUUGAGGAUGCAUCAGGAGGUGACUUGUGUGGACUUAUGACAGCCAAGUUUCCCAGAAUGCAUUUUGAGUCAGCGCAAUGAAGCUUAAAACCUGCAAAAUAUUUGAAAUAUUACUCUUUCUGUGUCAUAAAAUGUAGCCGUUUAGGUGGGAUAUAGAUAUGAAUAAACUUUAAAUCUGUGGUCAGUUAGUAAAGAUAGUGCCUAUAUAUUAAAAGAUUUUGAAUAUUUGAGAUCAAGGUGAUCAGCAGGCGGUCAGCGUCGUGUACACCGCCAAGGGCAGCCUUAUUUUGUCAAGUCCUUCUAAAAUGUGCCGCUAGCUCAGUGCAGCUGCUCUGCCCUUCAGUGUCUGAUGGUCAAACAUGAAAUAUACCCUUUGGAUAUAUAGUGAGGAAAAUAAGUAUUUGAACACGCUGCUAUUUUGCAAGUUCUUCCACUUAGCAUGUCCACUUGAGACUUAAUAAAAAAAAUCCAGAAAUCACAUUGUAUAAUUUUUUUUACCUUUUUUGUAUGAUACAGCUGCAAAUAAGUAUUUGAACACCUGAGAAAAUCAAUGUUAAUAUUUGGUACAGUAGCCUUAGUCUACAAUUACAGAGGUGAAACGUUUCCUGUAGUUUCUCACCAGGUUUGCACACACUGCAGGAGGGAUCUUGGCCCACUCAUCCACACAGAUCUUCUCUAGAUCAGUCAGGUUUCUGGCCUGUCGCUGAGAUACACGGAGUUUGAGCUCCCUCCAAAGAUUCUCUAUUGGGUUUAGGUCUGGAGACUGGCUAGGCCAUGCCAGAACCCUGAUAUGCUUCUUACAGACCCAGCCUCGACCCAUCUUCUAUGCUCUAACUGAGGGAAGGAGGUUGUUCCCCAAAAUCUCGCAAUACAGGUCAUCUUGUCCUUAAUACAGUGCAGUCGCCUUGUCCCAUGUGCAGAAAAACACCCCCAAAGAAUGAUGCUACCACCCCCAUGCUUCACAGUAGGGAUGGUGUUCUCGGGAUGGUACUCCUCAUUCUUCUUCCUCCAAAUACGUUUACUGGAAUUAUGACCAAAAAGUUAUAUUUUGGUCUCAUCUGAACACAUGACUUUCUCCCAUGACUCCUCUGGAUCAUCCAAAUGGUCAUUGGCAAACUUAAGAUGGGCCUGGACAUGUGCUGGUUUAAACAGGGGAACCUUCCGUGCCAUGCAUGAUUUCAAACCACGACGUCUUAGUUUAUUAUCAACAGUAACCUUGGAAACGGUGGUCCCAGCUCUUUUCAGGUCAUUGACCAGCUUCUCCUGUGUAGUUCCCACCUUUCUUAGGAGCAUUGAGACCCCACGAGGUGAGAUCUUGCAUGGAGCCCCAGUCCGAGGGAGAUUGACAGUCAUGUUUAGCUUCUUCCAUUUUCGAAUGAUUGCUCCAACAGUGGACCUUUUUUCACCAAGGUGCUUGGCAAUUUCCCCGUAGCCCUUUCCAGCCUUGUGGAGGUGUACAAUUUUGUCUGUAGUGUCUUUGGACAGCUCUUUGGUCUUGGUCAUGUUAGUAGUUGGAUUCUUACUGAUUGUAUGGGGUGGACAGGUGUCUUUAUGCAGCUAACGACCUCAAACAGGUGCAUCUAAUUUAGAAUAAUAAAUGAGGUGGAGGUGGACAUUUUAAAGGUAGACUAACAGGUCUUUGAGGGUCAGAAUUCUAGCUGACAGACAGGUGUUUAAAUACUUAUUUGCAGCUGUAUCAUACAAAUAAAUAAAAAAAUAUAUAUAUAUAUUGUGAUUUUUAGAUUUUUUUAGAUUAUGUCUCUCACAGUGGACAUUCACCUACGAUGACAAUUUUAGACCCCUCCAUAAUUUCUAAGUGGGAGAACUUGCAAAAUAGCAGUGUGUUCAAAUACUUAUUUUCCUCACUGUAGAUAGAUUUUUUUAGAGGGAGUUAUUUCCUCUGAUAUUGUAUUAACAGUUAUUAUUGAAUAGUAUUUACAUUGUUUUCAUUUCAUUAUCAUUGUAUACCUGAGGCUUAAUUGUAACAGUGUGUGACAACUAACCCCGCUCUGUAAAAAUGUUUUCAAUCCCAGCUAUCAGUUAUUAGGAGUUGCUAACAUGU
Molecule: messenger RNA, 3727 nt
Organism: Misgurnus anguillicaudatus (oriental weatherfish)
Lineage: Eukaryota; Metazoa; Chordata; Actinopteri; Cypriniformes; Cobitidae
Source: RefSeq, a predicted model, not a curated record